Molecule: messenger RNA, 4618 nt
Organism: Centropristis striata (black sea bass)
Lineage: Eukaryota; Metazoa; Chordata; Actinopteri; Perciformes; Serranidae
Gene: grik2
Product: glutamate receptor, ionotropic, kainate 2
Exons: 17
Coding region: 418-3069 (883 amino acids)
Biological process (GO): synaptic transmission, glutamatergic; modulation of chemical synaptic transmission; monoatomic ion transport
Cellular component (GO): plasma membrane; postsynaptic membrane; kainate selective glutamate receptor complex
Molecular function (GO): transmitter-gated monoatomic ion channel activity involved in regulation of postsynaptic membrane potential; kainate selective glutamate receptor activity
Source: RefSeq, a predicted model, not a curated record
CAGGAGGCGUGUCUCCCCUACGGCCGGAGCGCAGCGCUACCAGAUGCAAGUGCGGGGGAAGCGACUCUGCUCCUCCAUAGAAACAAAUCAACUUCUUUGUGCUGCUCUGGUGACUCUUCCCGGCUCCAGCUCUACCUAGGUAGAUGGAUUUCUUCAAACUCUGCCCUGCCUAACAUGGAUGCCCAGCCACCUCCACCACCACCACCUCCACCAUCAUCUUCCUCAGCUGAGUCGGAGGGCUGUUAUUUCUUGGCGCAGUGAGCUGGACACGCAGUGCUUUUUUGCUAAAUGGAUGUGGGGAAACCGUUGCCCAGCCCGCCGGUGGUGCCCAGCCGCCUUGCUUCACGUUAAAGAGAAAACAUUUCUGGGGAAUAUAUCGAUUCAGGGAAUAAAAAUCCUGUGCACCACACAAGCACCAUGAAGAUCACUUUCCUGCUGAUACUUAAUGCGAGAGUCAGGUGCACCGUCAGGCUUCUACUGCUGCUAUUACACUGUGUGGGAUAUUCUCAUGGGAUGCCGCACGUCCUGAGAUUCGGGGGGAUAUUUGAGUCCAUUGAAAGUGGGCCGUCAGGUGCUGAGGAACUAGCCUUUAAAUUUGCUUUAAACACAAUCAACAGGAACAGAACCCUACUGCCAAACACAACGCUCACCUAUGACAUCCAAAGGAUAAACAUCUAUGACAGCUUUGAAGCCUCCAGGAAAGCUUGUGACCAGCUUUCUCUGGGAGUGGCGGCCAUCUUCGGCCCCUCUCACAGUUCCUCGGCCAAUGCGGUCCAGUCCAUUUGCAAUGCCCUGGGGGUGCCACACAUCCAGACCAAGUGGAAGCACCAAGUAUCAGACAACAGAGAUGUCUUCUACGUUAGCCUCUAUCCAGACUUCUCUUCCCUCAGCCGGGCUAUCCUGGACCUGGUCCACUUCUUCAAGUGGAAGACGGUCACUGUGGUUUAUGAUGACAGCACUGGUCUGAUUCGAUUGCAAGAACUUAUAAAGGCGCCAUCCCGGUACAACAUCCGGUUAAAGAUCCGGCAGCUGCCUGCAGAGACAAAGGAUGCUAAGCCGCUUUUAAAAGAGAUGAAGAGGGGAAAGGAGUUCCACAUCAUUUUUGACUGCGGCCAUGAAAUGGCUGCUGGGAUCCUGAAGCAGGCUCUCGCCAUGGGGAUGAUGACAGAGUAUUAUCACUAUAUCUUCACCACACUGGAUCUGUUUGCACUGGAUGUGGAGCCUUACCGAUACAGUGGUGUGAACAUGACAGGCUUCAGGAUCCUCAACACUGAGAACAGCCAGGUGGCCUCCAUCAUUGAGAAAUGGUCCAUGGAACGACUGCAGGCUCCACCCAAACCUGACUCUGGUCUACUGGACGGCUUCAUGACCACGGACGCUGCGCUGAUGUAUGAUGCCGUGCACGUGGUGGCCGUGGCUGUGCAGCAGUCUCAGCAGAUCACUGUCAGCUCAUUACAGUGCAACCGACACAAGCCCUGGCGCUUCGGGAACCGCUUCAUGGCCCUCAUCAAAGAGGCCCACUGGGAUGGCCUGACUGGGAGAAUCACUUUCAACCGGACUAAUGGCUUGAGGACAGACUUCGACCUUGAUGUCAUCAGUCUGAAGGAGGAGGGGCUUGAGAAGAUUGGUACCUGGGACCCUCCAAGUGGCCUGAACAUGACGGAAAACCAGAAGGGGAAGACGACUAACGUCUCUGAUUCCUUAUCCAAUCGAUCGCUGAUUGUCUCCACCAUACUGGAAGAGCCGUAUGUGAUGUUCAAGAAGUCUGACAAGCCGCUGUAUGGGAACGACCGCUUUGAAGGCUACUGCAUAGACCUGCUGAGAGAGCUGGCAAACAUCCUGGGCUUCAUUUACGAGGUUCGCCUGGUUGAAGAUGGGAGAUACGGUGCUCAGGAUGAGAACACAGGCCAGUGGAAUGGCAUCAUCAAGGAGCUAAUGGACCAUAGAGCUGAUCUGGCAGUGGCUCCCCUCGCCAUCACAUACGUGCGUGAGAAGGUUAUCGACUUCUCCAAGCCCUUCAUGACGCUGGGUAUAAGUAUACUGUACCGCAAGCCCAACGGGACCAACCCUGGGGUCUUCUCCUUCCUCAACCCCCUCUCGCCCGAUAUCUGGAUGUAUAUUCUGCUGGCUUACUUGGGUGUCAGUUGUGUGCUGUUUGUCAUAGCCAGGUUUAGUCCCUACGAGUGGUAUAACCCCCACCCUUGCAACCCUGACUCGGAUGUAGUGGAAAACAAUUUCACCCUGCUAAAUAGUUUCUGGUUUGGAGUUGGAGCUCUCAUGCAGCAAGGAUCUGAGCUCAUGCCGAAAGCCCUCUCAACAAGAAUUGUAGGAGGAAUUUGGUGGUUUUUCACACUCAUCAUCAUCUCCUCCUACACUGCAAACCUGGCGGCCUUCCUCACCGUGGAGAGGAUGGAGUCGCCCAUUGACUCUGCUGACGACCUUGCCAAGCAGACGAAGAUAGAAUACGGGGUGAUCGAGGAUGGCUCCACCAUGACCUUCUUCAAGAAAACCAAGAUCUCCACAUAUGAUAAGAUGUGGGAGUUCAUGAGCAGUCGCAGGCACUCAGUGAUGGUAAAGAACAUUGAGGAAGGCAUUCACCGUGUGCUCACCUCGGACUAUGCAUUCCUCAUGGAGUCCACCACCAUUGAGUUUGUCACACAGCGCAACUGCAACCUCACCCAGAUUGGAGGCCUCAUUGACUCCAAAGCCUACGGAGUUGGCACUCCAAUGGGCUCUCCAUACCGAGAUAAGAUCACUAUUGCCAUCCUGCAGCUUCAGGAGGAAGGCAAGCUGCACAUGAUGAAGGAGAAGUGGUGGAGAGGAAAUGGCUGUCCAGAGGAGGAGAGCAAAGAGGCCAGCGCCCUCGGGGUGCAAAACAUUGGAGGGAUCUUCAUCGUCCUGGCCGCUGGACUCGUCCUCUCUGUGUUCGUGGCCGUGGGAGAGUUCCUCUACAAGUCCAAACAGAAUGCACAACUUGAAAAGGCCCAAUGGCGACAACGAGAUAAGAAACGUGAGGAAUUCUGCUGUCACCAUGGAUCCAAGCUAGACUUUAACCACCAUCUCAAAUGACCUCAAGAAAAACUCCAGAAACUUUUUUUUCUGUUGUAAUCUAACAUGAUCUAAAACUUCCCAAAACUAUUGAACUGUUUUUUUUUCUCUGACACUCCUGAGGGAAUGGUAACACUAAAAGCAGUUUAAUAAAAAAAAAAAGUGCCGACAGUAAUAUACAGUUGGAUCACAGGCACAUGUAUUGUUGCGAAGGUUUGCUAUGCUGCAUGAACCAUGUCGCCAACAGCCACAUUCACUAACAUGCACCUCCCCAAUUCUGCUGUCCAUCUCCAUUCUGCUUAUAAUGUUAAUGUUUCUCACAGGUCAUAUCUGUUGCAGUUGGUUCAAGCAUAGCCUUUCUGUAUCAUUGCAAUGGCACAAUACUAGAGCUUCCCAGCAAACAUUCUGGCACUGAGUAGAUGCUGAUAUAAUGGCCUGCACCAUCAGAGAAAUAUUCCAGCAACUGUAAAUACAUAAGUCAUGAAUGAACAGUGAAAUCUCACCAUGAAUAUAUUUACCUGGGUCAUAAAUGCUCACUUUACUUUGUCUCGUUCAAAAAGCUGAGCCAGUUCCAAACUUGUUGUAGAAAACUAUUCUAUUAUAUUCAGCUGGAACUGCAUAAAAAUGGAAUAUAUUACAUACGUACACCUGACAUAAAUAUGUAUGUAUACGAUAUAGUACAUCUUAUACAUAGAGUCAGAAGUGAUGCAUUGUUCAGUCAGGAAUAUAUUUACUUGGACAUUUUGUAUGACUUAAUAUGUUUGCAUUAGCAGACCUAAUAGCAGUAAUUACUUAUUUUAUACUUAACUCAGCAUCCAGCUGCGAGAUAUAUGCUAAAGCAGUAGUAGCUCUGAAUCAGCCAUUUAGAUUACACUAAGUGACACUUACAGUGUGUGUGUGUGUGUGUGUGUGUGUAUAUAUAUAUAUAUAUAUAUAUAUUCAUUUACAAUCUGAAGAAAACACAGCAUAAUAAAUUAUUACAUUACAUUAAUGUAGCGUAACUGUAUCCCAAGUGGGACACCGUUCGGCUAAGAUUCUAUCAAUAUUUCACAUUAACUACUAAUAUAUGAUCAUGUUAUGCUUCCAAUUAAUUAAAAGUUGUGAAACUAAAGUCUUACUUCUUAUCUUUCAAACCGUAUAUUGUUUUAACUGUGUACAUUAGCAUCGGGUUUACUAGAGUCGGCUAAAGGACGCUAACGCCGGUGAAUUAGCCGUGCGCUAACUGUAUCCCAAAUCAGACACUUGGAUCUCCUCGCUGUAAAACAAUAAAACAAUGGGGGCUGCUGAUUUUUUCGGGGGAAAUUUGAUGUUUCUGGGUAAGACAAAUAAAUCAAUAAAUCAACACACCCAGACAGUUCUUCAGUCCUUCACAAUAAAAUACAGUACAGUAAAUAUAAAGAUGUACUUUUUAGAUUGUCGCCCGAGUGUUCUUACUACUUUCUCUCAUCAGAGUUACUUUUGUAUUGUAAUUAGACAUGUAAAUAUCCAUGUACAUAAAUUUAAUUUCACACGUAGAUUGUUAAAUAUGUAUAAAUCAAUUAUACCUACACUGGUGGUGGUUAUUUGAAAU